AUGCGGUCAGAUCUGCUCAUGCCAAUUAAAGGAAAAAAGGUGAAGAACUUGAUUUUUGUUUUGUCGUGUUUGUUGACCCUCGGGUGCUGCGGCUUUCCUGGGCCAACCGGCUUUGAGGGUCUAGGCUGCGGGUGUUCUUACCUGGCGUUCCGUGGCGCUGCGCUGGUGGACUAUUUAAGCGCUCCCUUCACAGUCGUUCCCCCUUUUGGCUCACACGCUCUUCCGGGCCUCUCCUUGUGGCCGCUCUGUCCUCCAGCUCAGUGCCGCUGCUUGGCCGGUGCUCUGCCCCGCAUCAGUCCCUCGCUCCUCCGAAUCACGGGGCACCUAGGGCGCGCUUUCAUCUCCACUGAUAAGGUAAUGCACGCCCGAUACUCCUCCACUCAUUCAUCCGUGCCCAUACUCUUACCGGUGUCUCUCUUUAGCUCCACGGGUGAGCCGAGUGAGUCCCUCCCCAUUGCGCUUGGCUGUGCGCCGCCGUGUCCCUUAAACCGCGGCUGCAGCGUGUGCCGGUCCACGUUGUUUGGACCACGUCUGGACGCAGUUAUUCUGUGUAGAGUUGCCUUUGAUUCAGCCUGGGGAUUGCGCACUGUCACUUUCAACCACGGUGUCAGCGGGGGCCUGCAGCGGCGUGAGCACACCGCCUCUACUGUUUUGCUUUACGUUUGCUUUGUGUUUUGCUCGUUCUGUUUUGCUAUUUUGUUUUCUUUUACGUUUUGUUUUGUAUUUUCAAUAUCUUGUACCUGUUCUCCCACUGUAGUGUUUUACUGUUUGCCUAUUUUUAUGGAUGUAGCUACUUUUAAAUAACCUAAAACUGUCUUUUAAAAUGGAUGAAAAUAAAGAUUGUGUAAAUGAGGGAACCUGGCUCUCUCCCUCAAUGA
Molecule: messenger RNA, 878 nt
Organism: Boleophthalmus pectinirostris (great blue-spotted mudskipper)
Lineage: Eukaryota; Metazoa; Chordata; Actinopteri; Gobiiformes; Gobiidae
Exons: 6
Coding region: 1-804 (267 amino acids)
Source: RefSeq, a predicted model, not a curated record